AUGUGGCUGCCGCAGAAUCUAGCUGACGACAAGCUCAUGCGUGGCUCACAUCGGGGCUUUAGCCCCAGAUCGAGCACGCACUGGUUUCUGGACUUCCCGCACAAGCAUGUGCAGUGUGCUACUGGCGGGCUGUCAGGCCGGGGUGACACUUGGAGGACAAGAUGUGGAUAUCUGAUCCGCGCCUCGGCCCACCUCCGCAUGCCACCCACACCGUACGCAAUGCGGAAGGUUCUAGGCCGAACUCGGCUGCUCCUUGCUGCUCUGAACGCGGCCAGGCAGCAACAUGCGCACGUCGUCCCCCACGUGCCCGAAGGUCCUGUUGACGACGCUCGACACGACCCUUGGUUAAAUGGAUCGCAGUUAUCAACACGCCAGAUUGAUGGCUCGUUGGCUGGAGAAGGCGAAAAAGGCCCGUCCGUGUCCGGGCCACUGAGGAAUUCGGACUGUUUGGCACGACGUCGGUUUGACAGAAGUCUUGGGCCGAUCAGCAUGUUCGCUCAGCACCCCAGCUCGGACCCCGGAACCCCUCACGAUCGACGUCGCUCAAGACACCUUCCCCGCUCCGGUCUGCUCCCGGGAGCCGAGCCCUGUCAAGGAAACGUUGCGUGGUCCCGCACCGCCCAAGAUAGCGGACAGUACGCCCCGCAUCGCUGA
Gaeumannomyces tritici R3-111a-1 is the source of this 654-nucleotide messenger RNA. RefSeq lists its product as hypothetical. NCBI's taxonomy places the organism in Eukaryota, Fungi, Ascomycota, Sordariomycetes, Magnaporthales, Magnaporthaceae. The record is from RefSeq and is a predicted model, not a curated record. The coding region runs from base 1 to 654 and encodes 217 amino acids. The transcript has 2 exons.